GACGUAUCAGUAACGUGAUUGAAGACCUCCAUCGUUUCUACUUUAUUUUUUUCUUGAAAAUAUUGUUAAAAUGAUAUUAUAUAUAUAAAUAUGGAGUAAUAAAUAAAUCAUCCACACCUGGUAAUCGUUAACCGUCAAACUAAUGUCCUCAAAUAGCGACUUCGGGUGAACGAGAGUGUAUCAUCACAAACCCACUGCACCUUUCUCAUAGUCAUAGCACACGGCACGCGUUGCGCCCCCGCCCCUGUGCCAUGCCCCCCCGUGUAUAUAGAGCUACUCGGCAACCGCCGCUCAGCCUGCUCUGAUCGAUAGUGCCUUCGUUCACUCUCUCUCUGUGACUCUGUAACUUCGCGGUAGCUACAGCGCCACAGCCUCCUCAUCGCUGGAUACUUAACACAGUACGAGUUAAAGAAUACGCGUGUAAUAUUCGUAUUUUUUUGGGUUAAAUUGUGCCAGGAAACAUCGUUUUUUGUUGCUAUUUUUGAAACUAAAUCUCGUUUCUAAACAGGCUGUUCGUUGGUGAAGAAGUGUCAAGAUGAAGUGGUUGGCUCUUUGCGUGUUAGCUAUAGUAGUUAUAAGUUUGGCUGGAGCUGAUGGAGAAGUUUGGGAGGAAGAUGAUCACGAAGUACUUAUCAGAAGCGAAAGGGGAGCAAAGACUCGCGGUAAGCAAGAAUGCCGAUACGGUAAAGGAGCAUGGACGGAAUGUGAUCCGAAAACGAAUCAACGUUCUCGUACGUUGACGCUCAAGAAGGGCAACCAGACAAGUUGCGAACCUACCAAGACGAUUCAAAAGAAGUGCAAAAAAGCGUGUCGAUACGAAAAAGGUACAUGGGGUGAAUGUAAUGCGCAGAGCCAGAUGACAAGAAAUGACAAAUUAAAGCCAAACAGCGAUGCAUCAUGCGAGCAGACCAGACAAAUAACGAAAAAGUGUAAAGCAAAAGGUGCCAAGCCAACGAAAGAUAAGAAAGCUCCCCGUCGCAACAGGCAGUAAAGAAUAUUAGAAAAUUAGGAUAAAUAAGUUUAAAUAUUACUUCAUUUAGCGAUUCAUCAAAUCUUCACGCAAUAUUAUCAAUCAUAGAUUCAUUACAAUAAUUUUCUGUAGGAAUCUCAUGGUAAUCAAUAUGUUCAUAUACAUAUAUCAACAAUAUAUGUAUAUUUAUUAAAAUUUUACAAAUAAAGGUUAUGACAAAAUCAAAAUAUAAAUAUUUUUAUUAUUAAUUAUACCUUCUAAUAGAAAUAUUGUGAUAAGAGUUAAAUGGAAUUUUUAACGAUGUAUGAAUAAGGUUGUUAGAAACGGCAUUACCAUAUGAAACAUUAGCAAAAUUGUAAAAUACAUUAUUCAUAAUACUUGUUCACCAUUUUAAGCACUUUGUUUAUUCAAAAUCUAUGAAUCUCCUUUUUUUCUUGUCCUUUUACAUUUCCAGGGGUGUGAUGAGGUUCUAGUUCAUUUUGAAAUUAUUUUUUCCAGUUUAUUCUAUCAUUUAUCAUAUUUCUUAAUUUAUCUGAAGUUGUUUCUAGUUUUGUCUCCGUUUUCUCUAUUUUUACUAUACAUUGUUUUGGAUACGAACAACAGGUGACAUGUGGAUCACAGUCCUUAUCGAAUCCGUCUCUUCCAAUAUCCUUCACCAUCUUUAUCAAUUCCUCUGAGGUUUUUCCUUGUUUUGAUUCAAGUUCUUUUAUUUUUAUUAUAUUUAUUUUCCUUGGAGGCGAACAAUAGGCUACUGAUGAGGAUCCCAGUCCAUUUUGUACCCAUUUCUUCUAGUAUCUCCUAUUUUUUCCCAUCUUCCUCUAUUCCUCUAAGAUUUUUCCUUGUUUUGCUUCAAGUUCUUUCUUUUACUAUAAUUUUUUUCCUUUGAGGCAAAAAACAAGUGACUGAUGAGGAACACAGUCCAUUUUGUACCUAAUUCUUCCAGUAUCUUCUAUUUCCCGAAUUUCUCUAAGGAUCUUUCGCGUUUCAUUCCUAGUUCCUUUAUUUUUACUAUACAUUUGCUCCUGAGACGAACUACAGGUGACUGAUAAGAUCCCAGUAACUUUUGAACACAUUUCUUGCAGUAUCUUCAAUCUUUCUAUCGUUUUGUCCUUAGCUUCUUUCUUUUCACCAUACAUUUCUUUCUUGUAGAUGACCAACGGGUAAGUGAUAAAGAUCCCAAUCUUAUUUUUGCCUUUUUUUUCCAGUAUAUUCUAUAUUUUGCCGUUUUCCUCGUUUUUUAUCCUAUCCAUUAUUUUUACUAUAAAUUUCUUCCUUUGUUCCAGUGGUGUCUUCUACCUUGUGCCAUUUUUUAAAAUUCCUCUGAAGUUCUUUCUUGAUUGGAGAAGAAACAACAGGUGAUUGAUUAGGAUCCUUGGAGACGAAAAAUUUGGAUAUGAAAUGUCUUUCGAAGCAAUAAUUAUUAAAAAACAGUUCGUCAUCAAACUACCCAUAAAAUUUCGAUUAGAAUAAAAUUGAUAUGUGUUCUGUUGCCCAUAUUCAACCCAUAAACACAAGUUUUAAUAAAGAUAAGCACCAUGAGAGUUGAAAAAUUGACUAUUAAAUACCAGCACGACUUUCAAAAUUUAAUAAAGAAAUACUAUCACUCUGUUGUUAUUUGAGAAACAUUUCAAGAGAUCUUGUGAAUAAAUAAAUACAUACUAAGCCAUAAAAAAGAAGAAUAUGUAUUUAUUAAGUACCUUUAGAUCAAUUUCUAUGAAAACUGAUGGAGUUUUAUUGUACACUGUCAUAUUAAAAAUAUUCCACGUGAUAAACAUAAAUACAUAGGUACAAUGCACUAUAAAAAAGAAGAAAAGAUUUCAUUGACAUAAAAUUGCUCUAGAUAAAUUUCUAUGAACACUGGUACUGUGACACUGAUAGAAUUUUAUUAUCUUCUACUUUCCCAUUCGUUAUGAAAAAUUAGAAUAAGUCAAUAGCAACGAUUUUUACGAUGGGGAAAUUAGAGCUGUACAAGCGAAUUUAAUAGAGGCCACAAUUUUAUCUGUGUUUUUAUAUAAUAAGUUUUGUAUCACAUUUUAACGCCGGGACAGAACAACCUUAUUAAUAUAAAUUCCAUAACCUUUGUAUGUAAAACAUUAAUUGAAUAAAUAGUAGAACCCUUUGGUAAAAGGCCUAAGGUCCCUAACUGCCAUUGACAUCUCUCAUUCAUGUAGUAAGUUUUUAUUCCUCAUUAUCCUAUUAUAAGGUCACCCAAUUCUCUCUUUAUCAUGUAAUAUCGAUAUUUAAAAAAAAUAUAAAUUUAAUGGAGACAUUUAGAGUACUGAUUACCGGAAAUUUUACCAAUAAAGAAUUCUUACUAUUAUAGGUUAUAAAUAAAGUUUCCGAAGCUGUACAACUACUGCUUCUGAAGUACAUUGAAAUUGGCAACGCUUACUAAUUAUAAACUUUAUUGAAUGAACAGGGAAAACUAAUUUAUCAUUCAAUGGAUUUAUAAUAUCAGGUCCGUAGCUAGGCUAGUUUGAACCUAACUUUUAUAAUCAAAAAAGGAUACCACAAAUUUAAAACGGUUGUUCGUGGCCUCGCAAGAAGCAAUGCGAUAAGAUAAUUUAUUUUAUAAUUUCGAGCCAUGUGUUUGAAUUUGUACAGUAAUUCAAGAUGGCGAGUUAUGGUUUAGAUCAAAAAUGGAUUUACAUCUAUUGAAAUUUCUCAACUAGAAGCACUUAAUACUAUUGUUUUUUGAGAUAAUUCAACUGUCAAUUAUGUAAUAUCUCUUCUCAUAUUUGAAUGAAGAAAAAGGCAAUUUUAUAAACUGGAUUAUUCACUUAUUUCUCUUUUACGACUGACAGAACUGAAAGAAACAAUUAGAAAAGAUUAAAUAAAAUUCACAAUAAAUAAAUGAGAAAUACUUUAUAUGUAUUUCUUCUCAAGUUAGACACGACAUCAACAAAUCGCUUAUUGGUCGUCCGGUUGUAAAAGUAUAGAACGCCGUUCACCUGCUGUUGAUUUACCAUUUUACAGGACAGGAAUAUGUAUCUGAAAUUAUUGUUCAAAGUGUUUUUCCAAUUAAAGUAAAAUACUGCUUGUAUGCAGUAGUAAAAUAUCUACUAACACAAUCGAAGCAAAUCUGACGAAACGUUUUAAGAACAAAAUGUGAAGAAAGUUUAGGAAUUUUAAAUAAAGUUUUCAAAGAAGUUUAUAAUGAUUUUAUUUACAGAUUGUUCCAAUGUUGACUUUGUAUAAUAUUCUAAAAAAUUUGUACUUUCAAAAACCUUGCAGGUAAUUUACUUUAAUAAUUAAUAAAAAUAUUUUUUUACAUAUUAACGUUAGUACCUUGUGUUAUCUUUAAAAGUUGUUAUGCGUCGGAAAAUAUUAUAUAUCAAAUUACUUGAUGAUAAAAAUAGUUUUUACUAUUUGUAAAUACUACAACUUUGAUAUUAUACCAGUUUAAAAAACUUAUAUAUUAUUGUAAUGUGCGGUCCUGUUCAAUAAUUUUGUCGAUCAGGUACAGAUGGCAUGCACGGCCGAGCUUUUAUUUACGUUAUGUCUAUCUUUAAAACGAAUAGACUUUGGAGUUUAGACCAAACUGCACAAACCUUGUUAAACAGGUUAUUGACAAAAGUAUACGAAAAAUUAUUAUAAUUAUUUUAGAAUGAAAAAUCGAUUUAACAUAACUAAAUGAUUUCAAAAUCAAAAAGUAAGUACUCCAUAUUCAAUUUACGUUUAAGAUUUAAAAAAUCUAUAAUACUUUCUAUGGUAAGGACUAAAAAUAACAUCGAAAUAAUAUUUAAUGUACUGAACAAUAAAAUCUCCAUUAAAAUUUUGGUAAACUUAAGAAAUGUAUAGAUGUUUGUUGUAGGAUACUUGUAGUAAUACUGGGAAAAAUAUACAGUGUGAGUUAUUGAAACUUUUAACAUAUUUUUGUUUGAAUCUUCUUGGUGGUAUAAAUACCUGUUUUUAUAUUUUUUACUUACUAAUUUAAGUAUAUAUGUGGCUGUAAAACUUAAUAAUAUAUCACUGUAUUUGACACAUUCGAUUAAAAAAUAAAAAUGUUUGAAAUAUCA
This is a messenger RNA of Diorhabda carinulata, 4989 nucleotides long. RefSeq names its product pleiotrophin-like. The transcript is spliced from 5 exons. Gene Ontology annotation, biological process: mesoderm morphogenesis. The record is from RefSeq and is a predicted model, not a curated record. The coding region runs from base 536 to 991 and encodes 151 amino acids. Lineage: Eukaryota; Metazoa; Arthropoda; Insecta; Coleoptera; Chrysomelidae. Gene Ontology annotation, molecular function: growth factor activity; heparin binding. Gene Ontology annotation, cellular component: extracellular region.